Molecule: messenger RNA, 480 nt
Organism: Colletotrichum navitas
Lineage: Eukaryota; Fungi; Ascomycota; Sordariomycetes; Glomerellales; Glomerellaceae
Exons: 3
Coding region: 1-480 (159 amino acids)
Source: RefSeq, a predicted model, not a curated record
AUGUUCCCCGGCGGCAGGGGCACAAGGGUGCGCCAAGCGCCCCGUGCCGCCCUGGGUGUCGCUGGUUUCGGCCAUGAUUGUCCAGGCCAGUCAGACCCGAUGCCAAAGACCCGACGUAUUUACGCGCUGUCGCGUCACGACCUCGAUGGCAGGUUCGACACCAUGGCCGUCGACCCUCAUUGCUACAGUUGCCAUGUCUGCUUCUCUGGCUUUAUCGAGAAGAAACCUGUUAUAGAUAUUUCGGGUAUCAAUCGAUCGAUCGGGGCCUUCCUUGUGUGCUGUGGCUGGGUCGACAACAAUGACGACGACGCCGCCACCCACGGCCCUAUCGCCCGCGGUAUUCGGAGGUCUGUUGCCGUCAACCUGGUCAACGACGUCGUCACAGCCGCUCUCAAGGCCGCCAAGAAAUUAUUAUCGCCUCCGCCCUGCGCCCCAACCAAUGCUCCACUGACACCGCCACCACAGCUGCAGGAGCAGUAG